Angiostrongylus costaricensis is the source of this 375-nucleotide messenger RNA. Lineage: Eukaryota; Metazoa; Nematoda; Chromadorea; Rhabditida; Metastrongylidae. The record is from the annotation of a GenBank genome assembly.
AUGGACGGACCGCACCGCUGUACGUGCUCACGCGGACGUAGUGAUGGACAGGCAGACAGAAACGGACAAACGUACGCAACCAGGCGUACACGUCCGCGCCGUCCGUCCGGUGGCAACCUGUCUGCGGCCGCAGCGCGACCGCGCCGCGGCCGCGAGCGAUUCGCCGCCGCACGAGUGCCGCUAAUCGUUAUUAUAUACCCAUCGCUGUUCUGCGCUCUCUGCGCUGUCCGCGCGCGGCAUGCUCUAUCGCCGCAGAGAACGUCAUCCAUCGCGCGACAUAUGUCCGAUCGUCAACACUCUCUCGUCGGCCGUCAACCAAGCCGUCGCAGCCGCCCAGAAGAAUCUACCCCACAGACCUUCCCAGGAAAACAAUAA